Molecule: messenger RNA, 1486 nt
Organism: Fundulus heteroclitus (mummichog)
Lineage: Eukaryota; Metazoa; Chordata; Actinopteri; Cyprinodontiformes; Fundulidae
Product: yrdC N(6)-threonylcarbamoyltransferase domain containing
Exons: 6
Coding region: 70-957 (295 amino acids)
Biological process (GO): regulation of translational fidelity
Cellular component (GO): cytoplasm
Molecular function (GO): double-stranded RNA binding; tRNA binding; nucleotidyltransferase activity
Source: RefSeq, a predicted model, not a curated record
GUUCUGUCAUUGCAUCAGACAACACCAUGCUCCUGGUGGCCCACCUGCGAUCCGGCUGAGCUUGGAUUUAUGAGUUUGUUUGGAUUCGUCGCUGCUGGAUUGAUUCCGUUCAGAGGACCUCACAGUUCAGCGGUGGCUCGUCGACUCGGAACCGCGAUGUGCCAAGAACCGAAGGCCAGACUGUUCCGUUUGUCGCCGCCAGCCUCCAACGGGUCGACGGUCCGCCAGGAGACCCAAACAGAUGACUCAGAAAUCCUGCGAUGCACGGCGAAGGCGCUGAAAGACAGUCACGUCGUCGCGGUGCCCACAGACACCAUCUACGGCUUGGCGUGCUUGGCCCAAAACGCGGAGGCUGUCAGGAAAAUCUACGAGGUCAAAGAACGGAACGGACAGAAGCCGCUGGCCAUCUGUGUCGGAGAAAUUAGAGAUAUCUAUCAUUACUGUAAGGUGAAGGUGAAGGAGGAGCUGCUGCACGAUCUCCUGCCUGGUCCCGUCACUCUGGUUUUCGAAAGGUCUGAGGAGCUGAAUCCAAGUCUCAACCCUUUCACCUCACUUGUAGGCGUCCGUAUCCCAGAUCACGCCUUUUUGAGGCGGCUUUGCCAGAUGUGCGGGGAGCCACUGGCACUGACCAGCGCCAACAUCAGCUCGCAGACCAGCACAGUGGAAGUUCAGGAGUUUCAGGAGCUCUGGUCAAAGCUCGCCGUGGUGGUGGAUGGAGGACCAAUAGGAGACCAGACCCGACAGGGGUCGACGGUGAUCGACCUGUCGGUGCUUGGCAAAUACCGCAUCAUCAGACCGGGCUGUGCCCUUUCUGCCACGCUUGACGUGUUGGAGCACAAAUAUGGACUGUCAGAGGACUGGGGGGAUGAACGACCUUUAAACCUCAAGAACUGCAAGCGCACGCUAAGAUGUCCAACCAGCGCUGACCCGAAGAUACUCAGGAAAGCAAAAAGAUGAGAGCCGGACAUUCCUGUGAAAAUUAAGAAAUGCAUAAAAAUAGAGGAAGAACCAGAGUCUAUUGUCACAGAGGGACGGCUUUCUUCUCAAACGAGUUGCCUUUUUGUUUUUGAAAUUACAUUUUUUUGAUUUUUUGUUUUGUGUAACCGUUAGUAGAGGUUCAAAAUGUCUCGGUUCUAUUUAUUCAGAAAUGGAGUAUGGUCAGCUAAAUGUAAUAUUUUCUCUUUAAAUCUUUAAGAAAACAUUUUACUGUAUGUCUAAAUUAUCCUUCGUAACCCUCUGAAAGGAUUAGACUUCAAUAAACUGUGUUGUAUUGUAAUCAAGCCACGGUUAUUUUAUGGCAGACAGUUUGAAACUCAUACCACUCUUAAUCAUUUAAUUUAUAAAUAGGAUGCGGCCCCCCCGGUUAUUUUUUUGUUUUUGUUUAAGUUGUUCCAUUUGUACUGCAGUUGAGAUUUUUAUUUUUAUCUUAACUUCUUGGUGCAACUGUGCUUAGUAUAUUAUAAUAAAAGUUUUAUUCAACUUUAAA